UGGCUAACAUUUUAAAAAAUAUAUUCCUUGGCGUUGGUAAACAGGCCUUUUUCAUAGAUAAGUUGGCUCUAAGUCCUAUCUUAGUGCGAGUUGGUAAAUGUCAAGGGAGCUUUGCAUUCCUUAAGAGCUCAACGUUCUCUUUCUGAAGGCUGUAUUUCGAACGAUAAACGGAUCAACUCAUGGGCGCUGAUGGCUUUUCUCGUCAACAUAGCCGCUCACCGCCCACGGCGACCACCAAGGUGACCUGGAAACGCGACCAGCCGUGUGGGUCUUCUCUGGGCGUCGGUAUUGUUCCGGUGUGUGUGCUACCUGCUUUGUCACGGAACUUGGUUAAUGGUCUUUCUUCUUUCUGUGUAUUCUUCAGGUAUCAGUGGCUCGGUCCAGUGUCCCCACUGCUGCUUCCGAUGUCUGGGACAACAACAUCUGGACGAACACGUGAAGAAAAGUCACAGUUGCAUCAGGAAGAACGGGAGAUUCAAGUGCGAGCAGUGUCAAUACUCGACCGACAGGUCCACAAACAUGAAACACCACCAAAGGACUCACGCUGGGGAACGGCCGUACCGCUGCUCUAUCUGCAGGGCCCGGUUCACUGAACGGGGAAAUCUCAUCAAACACAUGCGUACCCACACGGGGGAGCGGCCGUACGGCUGCUCACACUGCCAGGCCCGGUUCGCUCAACGGGCACACCUCACUACACACAUGCGGACCCACACGGGGGAGCGGCCGUACGGCUGCUCACACUGCGAGGCCCGGUUCGCUGAACGGGGAAAUCUCAUCAAACACAUGCGUUCCCACACGGGGGAGCGGCCGUACGGCUGCUCACACUGCCAGUCCCGGUUCGCUCAACGGGCACACCUCACUGAACACGUGCGGAUCCACACUGGGGAGAGGCCUUUCGGCUGCACCAUCUGCCCGGCACGGUUCUCUCAACGGUCAAGCCUCAACAAACAUACGCGUACACACACGGGGGAGCGGCCGUACAGUUGCUCCCGGUGUCAGGCCCGGUUCGCUGAACGGGGAAAUCUCAACAACCACAUGCGGACCCAUUAGCGAAAUGCAAUGCUGCAACGUGUUGACAAGUGCAUGGCCGGCCGCCGUUGUACGUUAGUUAUUGGUGUUAUAGCUGUGACUCUCGUUUGUGAGCUUCGUGGCUACCAGUGUCAUAUCUGGUUUGUUUGUUCUUAUCCAGUGUGAUUCAGUGGUUGUGUUUUAAACUAGCCACCUUAACUCGCGUCCCACUUGGGGGCUAUACAUAGCCCCCUCCCGUUUUUCUGCAAAAACUUCCAAAUUGCUUGACGUAUCGA
Messenger RNA from Amphibalanus amphitrite, 1304 nucleotides. RefSeq names its product zinc finger protein 436-like. Gene Ontology annotation, cellular component: nucleus. The record is from RefSeq and is a predicted model, not a curated record. Gene Ontology annotation, biological process: regulation of transcription by RNA polymerase II. The coding region runs from base 334 to 1050 and encodes 238 amino acids. Lineage: Eukaryota; Metazoa; Arthropoda; Thecostraca; Balanomorpha; Balanidae. Gene Ontology annotation, molecular function: DNA-binding transcription factor activity, RNA polymerase II-specific; RNA polymerase II transcription regulatory region sequence-specific DNA binding. The transcript has a single exon.